Messenger RNA from Metarhizium brunneum ARSEF 3297, 339 nucleotides. It is a transcript of the gene puo, whose product is annotated as Putrescine oxidase. Gene Ontology annotation, molecular function: oxidoreductase activity. The record is from RefSeq and is a predicted model, not a curated record. NCBI's taxonomy places the organism in Eukaryota, Fungi, Ascomycota, Sordariomycetes, Hypocreales, Clavicipitaceae.
AUGGCAGACGUCAUUAUUGUGGGAGCGGGCCUCUCCGGCCUUGCGGCGGCCGAGAAGCUCGUGGCGGCCGGCAAGUCGGUCGUUGUCCUCGAAGCACGCGACCGCGUCGGUGGCAAGAUUUACGACGCGCACUUUACCACCCCCACUGUGCGCGGAUAUGCCGAGACGGGAGCGUCGUUUAUCGGUCUCGGUCAGACAGAAGCCAUCGCGCUCAGCGAGAGACUUGGCCUUCGGCUAUUCGAUACAUAUGACAAAGGCAUGAUUGUCGUCUCUUCCCCCUCGGGCGAGCGCAGGCUGUUUGACCCAGAAGACCCCCAGUCUGCAGCGUCGGCAUUUUAA